AUGUCUCUGGAGGGGCUGAUGUGCUGCCGUGGGUCCCUCGACUGGCUGAGGGAGUUCAUCGGCUCCACCAUCCAGUCGGUGCGGGACUGCGACCCCCCUGCACUCAGCACCCUGGCCGUCCUGCUGGCCCUCUUUGUCUGGUACUGCUACCAUGUUGGGCGGGAGCAGCAGCCUCGGCCCUACGCCACGGUGCUCCCGGGGGGCCUGGAGGCGGCUGGCCUGCAGAAUGGCUUCAGCCACUGCCGCUCCCCUGAGUGCGUGCGCUGCGCCCACAGUGACGGGUUGAACCAGAAGCUCUACCACAACCUCCAGGAGUAUGCCAAGCGGUACUCGUGGGCGGGCAUGGGCCGGAUCCACAAGGGCAUCCGCGAGCAGGGCCGCUACCUGGCCAGCCGCCCGUCCAUCCAGCGGCCGGAGGUCUUCUUCCUGCCCGACUUGCCCACCACCCCGUACUUCUCCCGGGAGGCCCAGAAACACGACGUGGAGCUGCUGGAGCGCAACUUCCAGACCAUCCUGUGCGAGUUCGAAUCCCUCUACAAGGCCUUCUCUAACUGCAGCCUGCCAGAUGGAUGGAAAGUCAACAGCACGCCCAGCGGCGAGUGGCUGACCUUCUAUCUGGUCAACCAGGGUGCCUGCGUGCCCCGGAACUGUCGGAGGUGCCCUCGGACAUACCGCUUGCUGGGAAGCCUCCGCACCUGCGUGGGCAGCAACGUGUUUGGGAACGCCUGCAUCUCUGUGCUGAGCCCUGGCACCGUCAUCACUGAGCACUACGGGCCGACCAACAUCCGCGUGCGCUGCCACCUGGGUUUGAAGACGCCCAGCAGCUGUGAACUAGUGGUGGGAGGCGAGCCCCAGUGCUGGGCUGAGGGACGCUGCCUGAUUUUUGACGAUUCCUUCCUGCACACAGCCUACCAUGGAGGAUCCCCGGAGGAAGGAGCCCGGGCGGUGUUCAUGGUAGACCUCUGGCACCCCAACGUUGCUGCGGCUGAGCGCCAGGCCCUCGAUUUUAUUUUCGCUCCUGGGCGGUGAGGUGGUGCUCCUUUCCGGAG
Molecule: messenger RNA, 1049 nt
Organism: Protobothrops mucrosquamatus (brown spotted pit viper)
Lineage: Eukaryota; Metazoa; Chordata; Lepidosauria; Squamata; Viperidae
Gene: ASPHD2
Product: aspartate beta-hydroxylase domain containing 2
Exons: 3
Coding region: 1-1029 (342 amino acids)
Source: RefSeq, a predicted model, not a curated record